This is a messenger RNA of Colius striatus (speckled mousebird), 3594 nucleotides long. RefSeq names its product tripartite motif containing 33 (gene TRIM33). NCBI's taxonomy places the organism in Eukaryota, Metazoa, Chordata, Aves, Coliiformes, Coliidae. The record is from RefSeq and is a predicted model, not a curated record. The transcript has 21 exons. Gene Ontology annotation, molecular function: protein binding; zinc ion binding. The coding region runs from base 89 to 3403 and encodes 1104 amino acids.
GCGCCGCGUCCCCGCCGGGGGGCGCGCGCACGGCGCGUGCUGACGCGUUGCGUGCGCGGAGCGGGGAGUCGGGUUCAAAGGAGGAAACAUGGCGGAAAACAAAGGAGGCGGCGGCGGCGGGGAGGGGGCUGCCGAGGCCGGGCCGGGCGGAGGCGGCGGCUUGGAGCCCAUGGCCGCCUCCCCCUCCGCCGCCGUGCCGCCCGAUGAACGCGAGAGCCCGGGCGCGGUGGCGGUGGCGGCGGCGGAGCGCGCCCUGGGGGAGGCCGAGGCCGAGGCGGCGGCGGCGGCGGUCGGGCCCGGUGUCGUUCCGGGGCCUGGCCCCAGCCCGGUGCCCCCGCUGACACCGGCGGCGCCGGGGCCUUUCUCGCUGCUGGACACCUGCGCGGUUUGCGCGCAGAGCCUGCAGAGCCGGCGUGAGGCCGAGCCCAAGCUGCUGCCCUGCCUGCACUCCUUCUGCCGGCGCUGCCUGCCCGAGCCCGAGCGGCAGCUCAGCGUGCCCGUGCCCGGCGGGGCCAACGGCGACAUCCAGCAAGUUGGUGUAAUCAGGUGCCCAGUAUGCCGCCAGGAAUGCAGACAGAUAGACCUAGUGGAUAACUACUUUGUAAAAGACACGUCAGAAACGCCGAGCAGCUCUGAUGAGAAGUCAGAACAGGUGUGUACAAGCUGUGAAGACAAUGCUAGUGCAGUUGGAUUUUGUGUAGAGUGUGGGGAAUGGUUGUGCAAGACUUGCAUAGAAGCUCAUCAGCGAGUAAAGUUUACUAAAGAUCAUAUGAUCAGAAAAAAAGAGGAUGUAUCUUCAGAGGCCGUGGGAGCAUCUGGUCAACGUCCCGUUUUCUGUCCUGUCCACAAACAAGAGCAGUUAAAACUUUUCUGUGAAACAUGUGACAGGCUGACAUGCAGAGACUGUCAGUUACUGGAGCACAAAGAACACAGGUACCAGUUCCUGGAAGAAGCUUUUCAGAACCAGAAGGGUGCAAUUGAGAACCUGUUGGCCAAACUUCUUGAGAAGAAGAAUUAUGUAAAUUUUGCAGCUACCCAAGUUCAGAAUAGGAUAAAAGAAGUGAAUGAAACUAACAAACGUGUAGAACAGGAAAUCAAAGUGGCUAUAUUCACCCUCAUCAAUGAAAUCAAUAAAAAAGGAAAAUCUCUGUUACAGCACCUUGAGAAUGUAACAAAGGAGAGACAGAUGAAGUUAAUACAACAACAGAAUGACAUCACUGGCCUUUCACGACAAGUGAAGCAUGUGAUGAACUUUACUAAUUGGGCAAUUGCAAGUGGCAGCAGUACUGCUCUGCUCUACAGUAAACGACUGAUAACGUUCCAGUUACGUCAUAUUUUGAAGGCACGUUGUGAUCCUGUCCCGGCUGCCAACGGAGCCAUUCGCUUCCACUGUGACCCCACCUUCUGGGCAAAGAACGUUGUCAAUUUAGGUAACCUGGUAAUUGAAAAUAAACCAACUCCUAGUUACACUCCCAAUGUAGUGGUUGGACAAGCUCCUCCAGGAACAAACCACAUCAGCAAAACUCCAGGACAGAUCAAUCUAGCCCAGCUUCGACUUCAACAUAUGCAGCAGCAAGUGUAUGCACAAAAGCAUCAGCAACUGCAGCAGAUGAGGAUGGCACAGCCAACUGGGUCAGUUCCCAGGCAGACGAGUCCCCAAGUCUUACAGCAGCAGCCUCCCAGGUUGAUCAGCAUGCAGACCAUGCAGAGGGGUAACAUGAACUGUGGGGCUUUCCAAGCACAUCAGAUGAGAAUGGCUCAGAAUGCUGCUCGUAUACCAGGAAUACCACGCCACAAUGGACCACAAUACUCCAUGAUGCAACCUCACCUUCAAAGACAACAUUCUAACCCUGGGCACGCGGGGCCUUUCCCAGUUGUUUCUGUGCACAACACCACUAUAAACCCAACCAGCCCCACGACAGCAACGAUGGCGAGUGCCAACCGUGGGCCGACGAGUCCGUCCGUUGCAGCGAUCGAGCUCAUUCCUUCUGUAACAAACCCAGAGAACUUACCUUCCUUGCCAGAUAUCCCACCCAUCCAGCUUGAAGAUGCUGGUUCAAAUAGUUUAGAUAACCUUCUAAGCAGAUACAUUACAGGCAGCCACCUACCCCCACAACCUACCAGUACCAUGAAUCCUUCCCCAGGACCUUCAGCGCUAUCUCCAGGGUCAUCAGGUUUAUCCAACUCCCACACUCCUGUGAGGCCACCUAGUACCUCCAGCACAGGCAGCAGAGGAAGCUGUGGCUCCUCGGGCAGAACUGCUGAGAAAACUAGCAUUAACUUCAAGUCUGACCAAGUGAAAGUCAAGCAAGAGCCAGGGACAGAGGAAGAGAUAUGCAGUUUCUCAGGAGCAGUAAAACAGGAGAAGACUGAAGAUGGCAGGAGGAGUGCUUGCAUGGACUUGACCUGUUGCUGUGGAUACAGAACACACCCAGACCUUCUUAGCAGUCCUGAGAGCAGCUUGACACCACCACUGUCAACUAAUUUGCAUCUGGAGAGUGAAUUAGAAGCUUUAGGAAGCCUUGAAAACCAUGUAAAAACCGAGCCAGCAGAUUUAAGUGAAAGCUGCAAACAGUCUGGACACAGCCUCGUAAAUGGCAAAUCCCCAGUGAGGAGCCUCAUGCACCGAUCAGCUAGAAUUGGAGGAGAAGGCAAUAACAAAGAUGAUGAUCCAAAUGAAGACUGGUGUGCUGUUUGCCAAAAUGGAGGGGACCUGUUAUGUUGUGAAAAGUGCCCAAAGGUGUUUCACCUGACUUGUCACGUACCAACACUCCUCAGCUUUCCAAGUGGAGAGUGGAUAUGUACAUUCUGCAGAGAUCUGAGCAAACCAGAAGUAGAAUAUGAUUGUGACAAUUCACAACACAGCAAGAAAGGGAAAACGGCACAAGGCCUGAGUCCUGUGGACCAAAGGAAAUGUGAACGUCUCCUGCUUUACCUGUAUUGUCAUGAGCUGAGCAUUGAAUUUCAAGAGCCAGUCCCAGCCUCGAUACCAAACUACUAUAAAAUUAUAAAGAAACCAAUGGAUUUAUCUACAGUGAAAAAGAAACUGCAGAAGAAGCAUUCCCAACACUACCAGACUCCUGAGGAUUUUGUGGCAGACGUCCGGUUGAUCUUCAAGAACUGUGAAAGGUUUAAUGAAAUGAUGAAAGUUGUUCAAGUUUAUGCAGAAACACAAGAGAUUAAUUUGAAGGCUGAUUCAGAAGUAGCACAGGCAGGGAAGGCAGUUGCAUUAUACUUUGAAGAUAAACUUACAGAGAUCUACCCAGACAGGACCUUCCAGCCUUUGCCUGAAUUCGAGCAGGAAGAGGAUGAUGGGGAAAUAACUGAGGACUCCGAUGAAGAUUUUAUACAACCACGUAGAAAACGCCUAAAAUCAGAUGAGAGACCAGUGCAUAUAAAGUAAUCUAAUGCUAUGGACCUAAAAUUUAUUGUACAAAAACUGUUAAUUUAAGUGUUCCUGGAAUAUUAUCAUGCCUACAGUGGCCAUCCUGAAGAAGCUGAUAGCUUUUUAAACAGUAUUAGAUUACAAAAAAAACCCACUUGUACAGAAAAACAUUCUCAUCAAAAGGGGAAAAUAAACUGUGUCGUAACUUU